Numida meleagris (helmeted guineafowl) is the source of this 1002-nucleotide messenger RNA. It is a transcript of the gene PPIL3, whose product is annotated as peptidylprolyl isomerase like 3. The transcript is spliced from 6 exons. Gene Ontology annotation, molecular function: peptidyl-prolyl cis-trans isomerase activity. Gene Ontology annotation, biological process: protein peptidyl-prolyl isomerization; protein folding. Lineage: Eukaryota; Metazoa; Chordata; Aves; Galliformes; Numididae. The coding region runs from base 228 to 713 and encodes 161 amino acids. The record is from RefSeq and is a predicted model, not a curated record. Gene Ontology annotation, cellular component: catalytic step 2 spliceosome.
GCGAGGCCGUGGGGCGCGGCGGUGUGCUCGGUGGUACCGGAGGUGGAAGUCUCAUCCCGGGGUUGCGUGCAGUUACCUCUUCGUAACGCUGUGGUGAAACAGCUCAGAGCCGCACGGGCGUUUCAGAAUCAUAAACGGGGCUGGGGGAAGGGUGAACCAAAUGUCGUGUGUUUCCUUUGCAGGCAGUUGCUAUAUACGAACCUACCUCAGCUGUUUGAUGAGCAGACAUGGCUGUCACGCUACACACUGAUGUAGGAGACAUUAAAAUUGAACUGUUUUGUGAGCGAACACCGAAAACAUGUGAAAAUUUCCUGGCUCUUUGUGCUAGUAACUACUACAACGGCUGCGUGUUUCACCGGAAUAUAAAGGGCUUCAUGGUUCAGACAGGGGACCCAUUAGGCACUGGGAAAGGAGGAACCAGCAUCUGGGGCAAGAAGUUUGAAGAUGAAUUCAGUGAAUACCUAAAGCAUAGUGUCCGUGGGGUGGUUUCUAUGGCAAACAAUGGUCCAAAUACCAAUGGAUCGCAGUUUUUCAUCACUUAUGGCAAGCAACCGCACCUCGAUAUGAAGUACACUGUUUUUGGCAAAGUGAUUGAUGGCUUGGAGACUUUGGAUGAGCUGGAGAAGCUGCCUGUCAAUGAGAAAACCUACCGACCUCUGAAUGACGUUCGCAUCAAAGAUAUCACCAUCCAUGCCAACCCUUUUGCUCUGUAGCCACAAACAGUCGUGACACAUUCUUCAGAGGCUGGUCAGAGUGACUGCUGGAUGGCGGCGUUUGAUGUGCCAUCAGACAGGGUUGUCUGAGAUGGGCUGCACCUUGGCAUGCUGAAUGCAGGGUUUUGGGAACUGUGAUGUUGUUUGGGAAUUGUCACAGGGGAGCCUUGUGUUCCCAUGUUUCCAGGGUGUGUUUUGACUUUUAUUGACUUGAUUUUGGCUUCUAAGCAUUGCUUUUUAUACUUGUAAAAUAAGACUUUCAAAUAUAUAUGUAUAGAUAUUUUGCAAA